This is a messenger RNA of Meleagris gallopavo (turkey), 838 nucleotides long. The record is from RefSeq and is a predicted model, not a curated record. Lineage: Eukaryota; Metazoa; Chordata; Aves; Galliformes; Phasianidae.
GUGCCGUGAUCUCCCAUGCUCUGCUAUGUUCUGUGCCAUGCUGUGCCAUGAUCUCCCAUGCUCUGCUAUGUUCUGUGCCAUGCUGUGCCGUGCCGUGAUCUCCCAUGCUCUGCUAUGUUGUGCCGUGCCGAGCUGUGUCACACUGUGCCCCACACCAUUCCCUACCCCACAACCGUUGCCUGUGCUCCUCUCAAAUCCUCUCCCUGCAGGAGCACGGCCUGGAUUUCCAGCGGCUCCUGGAUGCCAGUGCCUACAAGGAGCAGUACCGGCAGGACAUGAUCCGUUGGGGCGAGGAGAAGCGCCGCGCCGAUCCCGGAUUUUUCUGCCGCACCGCGGUGCGGGGUGCAGCACAGCCGGUGUGGGUGGUGAGUGACACGCGGCGCCUCUCGGAUGUGGAGUGGUUCCGGGAUGCCUACGGGGACGCGGUGCUGACCGUGCGUGUGACGGCCACCGAGGAGACGAGGAGGAGGAGGAGUUGGGUCUUCGUGGCGGGGGUGGACGACGCUGAGUCUGAGUGCGGCCUGGACCAGGGGGUGACCUUCGAUUGGGUGAUCACCAACGAUGGGGACGGGGCAGCCCUGGGUGCACAGCUGGAGGCACUGCUGCAGGACGUCCGCAGCCGCCUGUAGCCACGGGAUGGGGAUGGAAAUGGUGUUGGGACUUCAUCCAUCCCGGGGGCUUCACCCUUUGUGGGGUCUCAUGGUGCUAGAGAAGGUGGAGACCCCCCCCUCCCAAGAACUUCCAUCUGCAGGCACACAUCCUUCACGUGCCUUCCUGCAGGAGUGGGGCUUGCUGCUGCUCAGGGACCCUCAACCACAGCAUGGGAACAGUGCCCCGU